CUCUUCUUCCUCCUCAGUUGAGGAGCUCCAUGGAGAGAUGAUGAUGGCGAGCGAAAUGUUUUUGUCCCGGCAGUGAUGGCGACUGCUACUGAAUGGCUGCCUCUCUGAGCAGCGGCCCUGCAGCAUGGAUUUCGUGGUGCUCAAGGUGAACGGGCUAGAUGUGUCGACUGCCUCCCACGAUGAAGCCGUGGCAGCCUUCAUGUCUGCCCGAGAACCCAUCUUAGUAGAGGUCCUGCGACGGCCUCCCCCUCGACACCCUGCCCAGGCAGAUGCUUUCUGUCAGACGGAUGAACCGCUUGUGGAGGACGACACCCUGGAUGUAGAGGAGGUGCGUCUCUUGCGUCAAGGUAACGGGGGAAAGCUAGGAGUUACGCUCUACUACACGGACACUCAGGUGUACGUCGGAGAGGUGGAUCCGCACGGGAUCGCAGCCGGAAGGUUACGCGAAGGUGACGAAAUCCUGCAGGUGAACGGCGUCGAAGUUUACAGCCGUGAGCAGGCGGUGGCGCUGUUCUCGGAGCGCCGGCCCGACGUCACUGUACUAGUCGCGAGAGCUCCAGUACAGGAAAAAGAGGGACUGCGUCGGUUUCCCGAAGAAGAAGCAUUGGCUCGGCGAAUGGAACGCGUCUCCCUCAAGGCGGACCUCCGAACAGACAGUGCCUACCACACAGGAACCUCAUCCGCAGUGGACGAUGAGAAGAAGAGCUGCGAGUCAUGCCGACGUAGGAUACCAAAGACCGUGAGUGCCCCCACAAUGUACACGACGCCAGCCAACUUGCAAGAGACUAUGACGUUGCAACAAGAGCUGCUGCUGCAAGGCCAAACAGAAAGCGGUUGGAAGGUGAAGAGACGGCCGGACGGUACGCGCUACGUGAGCCGUGCAGCCAGAAGCAAGUUGCUCAAGGUGCGCCAGGAACAGAUUGUCCAAGAGAGAGCAGGAAUCACUACGGACGAAGACAACCAGUCAGAGCUGAAGACAGGCAGGUAUUGGCCCAAGGAAGAACGCAAGAAGCAUCUCGAAAGAGCUAAGGAGCGCAAAAAGAAAGAGAUGAUGUUACGCUUCAAGAUGGCUGUCCUCAAUGAAGGAAGCGGAAAGGGAUUGCUCUCUGUCACAACUGUUUGAAUCUCUCUUUUGUCCAUAUAUGUGUACAUAGGAUACAGCAAUAAACUUCCACUGUCCUACAUCAUGCUCGA
Molecule: messenger RNA, 1194 nt
Organism: Ornithodoros turicata
Lineage: Eukaryota; Metazoa; Arthropoda; Arachnida; Ixodida; Argasidae
Product: PDZ domain-containing RING finger protein 4-like
Exons: 6
Coding region: 125-1123 (332 amino acids)
Molecular function (GO): protein binding
Source: RefSeq, a predicted model, not a curated record